Messenger RNA from Postia placenta MAD-698-R-SB12, 663 nucleotides. RefSeq lists its product as hypothetical. NCBI's taxonomy places the organism in Eukaryota, Fungi, Basidiomycota, Agaricomycetes, Polyporales, Adustoporiaceae. The coding region runs from base 1 to 663 and encodes 220 amino acids. The transcript is spliced from 3 exons. The record is from RefSeq and is a predicted model, not a curated record.
AUGUCCCCACCAUCAACGUCUCGCUCGCUCGAUACUCGCCCUGUACUCGGAAAAAGGCAGUCGCCCUCUCUCGGCGCCUUCCCGCCGCAUCGUCCUGCCUCGCUUCACGCAACGUUCCGCGUUCUCGGAUCGUGGUUCCCGCCCGCUUCAUCUGUUCGGGCGCCCACAAUGCCCGACGUGGCGGUUACCAUCCAGGUACCGGAGCGGAACCCGGCACGUUCACGCGUCGUCUCCAUUCCACCGUGUCACUCGACGCGUGCAUGGGUGCUCUCGUCGUGUCUUGCAUUGCCAUACGCGUCCUGUGUGCACCUCAGUCAUUUCCGCGACGCCGUCAUUCGCCAGGAGGACGCAUUCGAAACACUCCAAGAGCGUCGAUCGAUCGAGGCUCCCCAAGGUUGGAGCUCCGCAUCAACUUCGAUCAUGGCCCGACAUACUGGCUCUCUUCUUCCAUUGGCUCCCCUCGAUGAAACUGUACUCAACGCCGCCAGAAGUGCCAAGGAUUGUUUUUCCACCAGAAAGCCCGCAUCUUCUGUGCUGAGAGCGGCGUUGUCACAGGUCAAUGGGUUGCCGCUUGCGGCAGGGGGGAGUGCAAAUAUUUUGAGCCUUUUUACAUCAAACUGGGGCACCCGAUCCGUCGCUACGACCGUCGUCGUAAGUCCGUGA